Messenger RNA from Lithohypha guttulata, 1695 nucleotides. RefSeq names its product putative U3 small nucleolar RNA-associated protein 7 (gene utp7). Gene Ontology annotation, cellular component: small-subunit processome; 90S preribosome; nucleolus. The record is from RefSeq and is a predicted model, not a curated record. Gene Ontology annotation, biological process: maturation of SSU-rRNA from tricistronic rRNA transcript (SSU-rRNA, 5.8S rRNA, LSU-rRNA). The coding region runs from base 1 to 1695 and encodes 564 amino acids. The transcript has a single exon. Lineage: Eukaryota; Fungi; Ascomycota; Eurotiomycetes; Chaetothyriales; Trichomeriaceae. Gene Ontology annotation, molecular function: protein binding.
AUGGACCAGCUGGACAAAAUCUCCGGCCAGGAUACCGAACCCUCGAAUGGCCAGCACCGCCAGACUACUUUAGCUCGCAAGCGGCCUACCGCAGUACUCAGCCAAGAGGAGAGGGAGAGACAGCGGCAGGUCGCCGAGGCAAGGAAGAAAUAUGGACGAGGAAGGCCAGUACGCCUCAACCAGGUCAAGGACAAGAAGUUGAAAUCGGCGUUACGGCGCAUUGAGAACAAAUAUCAGGACGCCGUCCUUGGAGCCAAAGACGCCGAAAUUCUUCUUGAGAACCAAAGUGGCUUUUUACAACCAGAAUCUGCACUCGAAAGAACAUACAAGGUACGACAGGAAGACAUCUCCGAGGCUGUAAGCGUACAACAAGCCAAAAAGUCCUUUGAAUUGAAGCUAGAUCUGGGUCCAUAUUGCGCCAAUUACACGAGAAAUGGCAAGCAACUACUGUUGGCUGGUCAGAAAGGCCAUAUUGCUACGUGUGAUUGGCGUAGUGGAAAGCCAGGCUGCGAGCUCAACCUCAACGAGACUGUGAGAGAUGCAAAGUGGCUGCACAAUGACCAGUAUUUCGCUGUAGCUCAGAAGAAGCAUGUCUACAUUUAUGAUGCAGCCGGCGUUGAGAUUCAUGUGCUCCGAAAAUAUGUCGAGACAAGCCACCUUGAAUUCCUGCCCUAUCACUUCUUGUUGGCUGGUGUUGAGAAUAGUGGCUUUUUGAGGUAUACUGACACAUCUACUGGUCAAAUCGUGGCAGAACAUCCAACAAGAAAAGGCCCUCCUACUGCUCUAGCUCAGAAUCCCUACAACGCUAUCUUGCAUGUCGGUCAUCAAAAUGGUACUGUUUCAUUGUGGUCACCCAAUAGUACUGACCCACUUAUCAGGAUACAAGCAAACACUGGUGCCGUUCGGUCUAUAGCAAUGGACAGAUCAGGUCAUUACAUGCUCACUGGUGGUCAAGAUUCAAGAUUGAAACUGUGGGAUAUUCGUGCACUGAAAGAAGUGCACAGUUACAGCACGAGACAACCAGCCACAAGUAUAUCCAUAUCAGAUCGUGGCUUGGCAGCAGUCGUCAGUGGCACGUCCACCACCAUCUGGAAGGAUCUUUUAACCGCUGGUAAUUCGAGCCAGCCAGGCAAGGUGCAAUCUCCAUACCUCAACUAUCAUUCUUCACUAGGCACGCAAGUCAAGCCAAAUACGGUAGGCUUCUGUCCUUUUGAGGACAUUCUCGGCGUGGCUCAUUCCUCUGGCUUUACCUCACUCAUUGUCCCUGGCGCAGGUGAAGCCAAUUAUGAUGCACUCGAGGUCAAUCCAUACGAGACACGCACACAGCGUCGUGAAGCAGAAGUCAAGUCUCUCCUUACAAAGCUGCAACCUGAAACUAUUGCUCUGGAUCCAAACUUCAUUGGCUCCUUAGACGUAAGGUCGGCCGAACAGCGUGCACGUGAGAAAGACCUCGAUGCACCAAGUAGAGAAGAGGAGAAGAUGGCCAUGCUGAAGGAGCGAAACAGGGCUAGGGGCAAGAACAGUGCUCUCAGAAGGCAUUUGAGGAAGAAAGGCGGCAAGAAUAUCAUCGACGAAAAGCGCGUCAGAAUGGAGCAGAUGCGCCAUGAAAAAUCUGAACGCGAGAAAGAGAGGAUCACGGGUGAGAAGAUGGAGCUUGGUCCAGCGUUGGCCAGGUUUGUGGGUGGUUCAAGGUAG